CCUUGGGCUGUGGAGGCAGCAGUUCUCCUGUGUGUCACCAGGUCCUUGCUCAGCACGGCUCCUUUUAGAACCCAGACUGAUGGCCAGUCUGAAUGUGUCUCUCUCUUUCUUUAUUGCCACCUGUGCCCUCUGUGAGGCAGCUAGGAGGGUGUCUAAAGCCCUGCUCCCAGGAGGCGCCUAUGCCAGUUUUGCCCGGGAAGCAGUGGGCACAGCCCAGCUGGCAGCCUGCUGCCUAGAGAUGCGAGUGUUGGUGGAACUUGGCCCCUGGGCAGGGGGCUUUGGGCCCGACCUUUUGCUGACCCUGCUCUUUCUGCUCUUCCUGGUGCACGGGGUCACCUUUGAUGGGGCCUCUGCCAACCCCACGGUGGCCUUGCAGGAGUUCCUCAUGGCGGAGGCUUCGCUGCCCGGCACCCUGCUGAAAGUGGCUGCCCAGAUGCUAGGUGCACAGGCUGCCUGUGCCCUGACCCAGCGCUGCUGGGCCUGGGAGCUCAGCGAGCUCCACUUGCUGCAGAGCCUCAUGGCUAUGCACUGCAGCUCGACCCUGCGCACAUCCGUGUUGCAGGGCGCACUGGUGGAGGGGGCCUGCACCUUCUUCUUCCACCUGAGCCUCCUCCACCUGCAGCAUAGCCUUCAGGUCUACAGGGUGCCUGCCCUGGCCCUGCUGGUCACCGUCCUGGCCUACACAGCUGGGCCCUACACAUCCGCCUUCUUCAAUCCCGCCCUGGCUGCCUCCGUCACUUUCCACUGCUCUGGGAACACCUUGCUGGAGUAUGCCCACGUGUACUGCCUGGGUCCUGUGGCAGGGAUGCUCCUGGCCAUCCUACUCCAUCAGGGCCACCUUCCUCGCCUUUUCCAGAGAAAUCUGUUCUACCGGCAGAAAAACAAAUACCGAACUCCCAGAGGAAAGCUGUCCCCAGGUCCUGUGGCCACCAAGACAUCUACAAAGGGGAAUAGUGGCAAAGGGCUGUAGCCUGUGGGUACCAGGGCAGUAGCUGUUGGGGUCCAGCUGAGCUGCCUUGCUCACCAAGGCUUUAGUCACCUCCUGAGACUUCUGGUCUCCCCACCAUGAAAUCAUUUGCCAAUAAACCAUUGCUAA
This is a messenger RNA of Meriones unguiculatus (Mongolian gerbil), 1096 nucleotides long. Its product is annotated as aquaporin-12. The coding region runs from base 80 to 970 and encodes 296 amino acids. Gene Ontology annotation, cellular component: membrane; cytoplasm. Gene Ontology annotation, molecular function: channel activity. Gene Ontology annotation, biological process: transmembrane transport. The transcript is spliced from 3 exons. NCBI's taxonomy places the organism in Eukaryota, Metazoa, Chordata, Mammalia, Rodentia, Muridae. The record is from RefSeq and is a predicted model, not a curated record.